Molecule: messenger RNA, 804 nt
Organism: Coregonus clupeaformis (lake whitefish)
Lineage: Eukaryota; Metazoa; Chordata; Actinopteri; Salmoniformes; Salmonidae
Product: butyrophilin-like protein 1
Exons: 4
Coding region: 1-804 (267 amino acids)
Biological process (GO): T cell costimulation; positive regulation of T cell proliferation; cellular response to lipopolysaccharide
Cellular component (GO): external side of plasma membrane
Source: RefSeq, a predicted model, not a curated record
AUGUUGAUGUCUGUGUGUCUAAUCAGAACAGUCCUUCACAUUGCUGCAGGCUGUACUCUGUCAGGCCCUGAAGUGACACAGAUCACUGCCUACUCUGGCCAGCCUGUCCUGCUGCCCUGUUCCUGUUCUGAACCCGACGCCAAGCCUGAGUAUGUCCGAAGGACCGUUGAAGCUGAGCCAAUCAGGGAGAUCCUAGCGAUCAGGAAGUCUAGUGUUAGUGAUGAGUACAGAGGCAGAGUGCAGGUGUUUAACAACGAGAAGCAUCCAGGGAACCUCUCUCUCCAGCUCGCAACCAUCACUGAGAAGGAUGACGCUCUGUACAGGUGUAAAAUCAACGGUUCCAGGUUCAGAGACAUUAGACUCCACGUGAAAGGCUGUACUCUAUCAGGCCCUGAAUGUACAGAGCUAACUGCCUCCCCAGGCCAGUCCGUUCUCCUGCCCUGCUCCUGUACUGACCCUCAGGCCAAACCUCACAGCUUCACAUGGUCCAUGGGCAGUCGGCUAGCCAUCAGUGACAUCUGGUCCUCUCUCUCCUCUAACUGGAAUCAUGUCUACAGACACAGAGUGCAGCUGUCUUCUAACAGCUCUCCUGGAGACCUCUCUCUCCUCCUCACCAACUUCACCCACAGGGAUGAAGGACUGUACGCAUGCAAAAUGACAAGCCAUAAUAUCACAGCGCAUAGACUCAUCUUUCUCACUGGUAAGCACAGACAUUUAGUCAUUUCGUCACUGAUGGCUCACUGUAAAGAUACUAAAAAUAAUGUUGCACAAAUGAUUUGCAUAAAUGCAUACAGUGGCAUCUGA